Molecule: messenger RNA, 1848 nt
Organism: Sphaeroforma arctica JP610
Lineage: Eukaryota; Ichthyosporea; Ichthyophonida
Exons: 1
Coding region: 222-1448 (408 amino acids)
Biological process (GO): response to heat; protein refolding
Cellular component (GO): cytosol; cytoplasm
Molecular function (GO): ATP binding; Hsp70 protein binding
Source: RefSeq, a predicted model, not a curated record
CAAACAUAACGAAAAGACGGACUUGGUACAUACCAUCAAAAAAAAACACCACUUCAAGACAAAGUAUUGAAGCGCUAUACUCUUCUAAUUAACGUAUAUCCGUGCGUGUCAUGCAAGUCUAUAUAUCCAUAUACACGCAACGUACAUUCGCAUUCAUAUAUAUAUACACACUUACAGUUCUUGCGUAGACUUAAUAUAUUUAGUACAUCACACACAACACGAUGGUUAAAGAAACUGCGUUUUACGACUCCUUCGGAGUCUCGCCCAAUGCGUCCGCCUCAGAACUUAAGAAGGCGUACCGCAAAAUGGCCCUCAAGUUCCACCCCGACAAAAACCCUGGUGACGACGAAGCUGCAGCUAAGUUCAAGGAGCUUUCCUACCAAUACUCUGUGCUUGAAGACAGUGAAAAGCGUGCACUUUACGAUCGAGCAGGUGAGCAGGGCUUAAAGGAAGGAGGUGGCGGUGGCGGCUUCUCAGCCGACGAUAUUUUCUCGCGCUUCUUCGGCGGGGGUAUGGGAGGUAUGGGUGGAGGGAGUAGACAGGGCCCCAGGCAGGCCGAGCCUACUGUCAGUGAGCUCGGGUUCACAAUGGAGCAGUUGUACACAGGACAUACGAAGAAGCUGUUGAUUAGACGUGAUCUGUUGUGUAAGGACUGCGAUGGCACGGGUGGUGAGGGUGUUACACAGUGCUCGGACUGCCGUGGACAGGGUCGUAAGGUGCAGCUGAGACAAGUAGGUCCCGGUAUGAUGCAACAGGUGGUUGUUAACUGCACCAAGUGCGAGGGCCAGGGUGAGAUCAUUCCCCCGGGUGCUAGAUGCGAUGGAUGCAGGGGUAAGAAGAUUACUCAAGAGAAGUUCGUGAAGGUGGUCAAUAUAAACGCCGGUACACGUGACGGUCAGAAGAUCACGUUCAGUGGUGAAGGUGACCAGAAGCCCGGUAUGGAAGCGGGUGAUAUUGUGAUUGUUGUACGUGAAAAGGAGCACUCCGUCUUCCAGCGUGAAGGUUUGGAUCUGAUUAUGAAGAUGGAGGUUAAAUUGGUUGAGGCUCUGUGUGGGUUCCAACGUCUGGUGCCACACCUGGACAACAGAGAGUUGCUUGUAACCACGCUUCCUGGAGAAGUUAUCAAGGAUGGUGCGGUGAAGUGUGUGCCUAACGAGGGUUUCCCGGACCAGAGACAUCCCGAACUCAAGGGUCGUCUGAUCAUCCAAUUCGGCGUUGUAUUCCCGGAGAGUGUGACAGCCGAACAGAUUAGCUUGAUUGAGAAGGCUCUGGGACCACGCACGAAGGUGUCGGUGGCUGAUGCAGGUAUGGGUGACGAUAGCCAUGUGGAAGAGGUCUUCUUAGAGGACUUCCAUCCCGAACAGGGACGUCAAAAUGGCUUUGAAGACGAGGAUGAUCACGGGCACGGUCACGGUGGUCAACCCGGAGUAGACUGUAGACAGAGUUAAUUAGAAAGCUAGUUAUACAUGAUGAGAUAUCUAAUAUUGUUGUGCAUCGAAGGUAUGGUACUGGCAAUCGGAUUGAGUCGUGAACGGGCUGUUUUACGGAUGCGGUAUCGCCAGGAAAGGGUAUAUGGCUGAGUUCCACAUGUGUCUGGGACUCUGGGUGUACAAGCACAUCGACUGGAGGUGUAACUAUACCAUAAAGCACCUAGGCUGAAAGUGUAUUUAUACCUCUAUAAUCAGUUGUAUAGGUGUGUAUUCUGUACACACGGGCUGGUACAUGAGAAUGCUCGUCGGUGGAAGGUAAUUUUCAAAUCAAACGCACAAGAUGCUAGUGCACGCCAAUACCGAUACGGUGCUACAGCUUAGGUAGGACUGAAUUAAUCUAUAAAGCGUUUAUAUAUAC